AUGGCUGCCACCAAGACCACCUUCUUCGGCUCGAUGUUUGCCUUCGAGCCAGCUGGUGUAGACGAUAUAAUCGAUACAUUUCGCGAGUGCUAUGCCGACAGCUCCGACGACGCACCCUUCAUGAGCUACGACCACAGCCAUCAUGUCUUCAAGAUCGAGAAACUGGAUGUUAUGGAUGACGAUACUCCAAUCGAUGUAUUACGCCAACUCCAGCAUUACACACUCAAGCAGGCGGAAGAGAAUGAGUUGAUCGAUCCUAAGCUCCGUCCACUCGAAGGCUUUCUGGCUCGUCUCGCUACUGAAUAUUCCGGCUUCCGUGCCCCAGACCUUCUUGACAUCGACUUUGAUGAGCAUGAUGAACGUCACGAAGACGCUCUGGGCGCCAUGCAGCACGCCUUCACAGAGUGGCACCCUGUCAAUGAUAACAUCAAAAUCUUGACUCGAGCAGUUGCCGAGUCAGUCCUCGCUUUGACGGGCACAGAGAUUCUGCCAGAGCCGACUCAGAAUCAGGUUCGCCUGGUGCACGGCAACUUCGACCUGGCCCUACAGAAAUUAAAGAACCUGGAGCCUUUGCUGGAGCUGCAGUAUCAGCAGCGCGACUCCAACUCUGCAAGGUCCAAUGGCAACGUUUUGGUCACCACCGACGACGCUAUUAGACCGCUGCUUGGAUUCCAAAAAGUCGAUUUUCAGCGAUGUCCAGCAUUUGAUCGGGUGAUUGUGCCGCCGCAUACUGCUCAAAAUCUAGCCAAAAAGUACCUUUGCGAAGGUCGGAUAUUGCUUGAUGGAAUUCUCAGACCGCACCCUAACCUCGACACGAAUGCCAUCUCCCCUACAAACCGUCAUGGAGGAUUCUCGCUAUGGGAUGAUUACAAGUUCAAAGAGGCAGGGAACCGGGCCAACAUGGAGCCUAGAUCGAAGAAUGGCUCGACGGUGCAAGGUGAGACUGUUGCUGGGCCUACACUUGUGGAGCAGAAAUACUUGCAACCCUCAAAAGCUGCCGAGCUUGUAGGGUGGGCUGUUGCCGUUGACAGUGUACAAGACCCCAAUGUUAUAGAACCAGACGCUCCGGCAGAGCCAGCUUCAAGACGCCGUCGGAGAGUUGCGGCCGACUCAGAUGAUGAGGAAGAAGCUCAGGACGGACGAGGCAUGGAUAAAGAGACCUCAGAAGUCGACCCAGGGUAUUCACCAAGUCCAGGCCAUGUCGACGAAUCGAUUACGUCGCCGACUAACCACAGUGCUCUGCCAUGCUCCGAUGAUUAUGCUGGGCUUGAAGACGACGGAGAACUCCUUCCUGGCCUUCCCGUUACCAUCAGUCGAUAUCAAGCGCAUGUGGCCCCAAGUGUUGCCCCAUCUAAUUUACUGUCUCUUUCAUCUGAUGUCGCAAAGAGCAUUGAAUUCAAUGAACACCCCGUUAUCCCUGAUCCUGCUCCACGCAUUGAGAGUCCAAGACGGCGCAGACCCAAGGCUGGCUCCGAUAGCGAAGAUGACGGUACAAAGUCGAGUCAGCGUUUGCCAGAGAUUCGGGACCGUGAUCCGUAUUGCGAUCUGGGUAUGUCGUCUCCUUCACGCGCUCUGUCUCCAACGACUCGUUCUUUCCGCGGUAGCAUGUCGCAGGGAGCCGUUGCUUCUCACCUGCCUCCCAGCAGCAAUGCUGCUUCUCGAUCAGCAACUAGUAUACCGCAGCGUGGUCGCGGGAAAGGUCAGUAUCAUGCGUGGCGAGGUGAUCCACAGCCUGGCAUUUCGACUUCUCAAGGUUUUCGUCCACCUCCGGGAUUUGGAGGACACAAUGCUCAGCAGACCGAAGCCCGUGGGCAACAGCCGAAUUUCCUGGAUGAUGAUCUGGUACCGGUCGCUGGCUCAGAUAUACCACGUAUACCUGCAGCAUGCUCGCAACGCUCCAUCGAUCAGAGUAGCAAGUUCUGGGAGAACCAUACCAGAUAUACUGGUCUGAACGUCGAUGCCCGAGCAGCAGAAGCGAUUCCGCGACUACGGGAGCAAAUUGAGCUUGAAGCUGCGAUCGAAGCAAGUAAGGAAUCUACUGAUGAGUGGUCUACCGUUCAAGGACGUGCCCGGCAGAAGAAGGGUAGCAAGCAGCGCAAAGCCACCAGGCAGGAGCCACAUUUCCACCAGACUAUGGAUCAGAAAGCAGGAAACCGUGGCAAAAAGCGGGGCGGGAAGAAACAGAACGAUUUUUUGACUGAGCGGCAGAAGCGACAAAAAGCCAUCGAAGAUGCAUACGGUCCGGCUCCUGCCACAAGCUCGGCAGCAACUGCUUCGGCAGGCCCUGCAUAUGAGGGAAUGUCAAAGGGCAAGAAGAAACUCCUCUCCAAGAAUGGCCAUAUGGCAUGUGCCAAUGGCGACGCAGUGCAGCAAGAGCUUCGUGUCAAGGAGACUGAGGGCCUGAAGAACCAGCUUCGGCCUUUGUUCGAGCACAGCCGUGCUUUCAGUGGCAGAAUGGUCUUUGGAAUUCAUCUUGGCCAGGUGCUUCUAUCUGCGGAUCCUGAGGCCGGUACUAAGGGCUUCGAUUCAAAGACGUGGUAUGAAGUGUUUGGAUCUAACUCAGCUGUCAAACCUCCUUUGACUUACUUCACUCCCGUAAUCACUACGAAUGGAGCAGACGUUGAUAGGAUUCUGGAGGCGAGAUCCCCAUUGGGUUCCACAGAGAAACUGUUCGACAGACACCGCCCUGGCCCGAGCUCCGUCUGUUACGAGUUUCACUGUCAGAGCAAGAACGGGGAGAAUUUUCUCCUUGUUGUUCGCGAAGACUUGACGUACGAGAUUCGCAACUCAACUGCCAACAUCGGAAUGGUCUGUAUGCAGUGCCCGGCUCAGGUUUGGGAUGCCUGCGCCAUAUUGCAAGGAGCAGAGUUCUGGCACAAUCCUCCUCUCGAGAUCCAAGACACAGUUGAGAGGUUCGUGAGCUCGAUCCACAUCGCGCCAGGACGUGGUCUUAGCUUGUACUUUCAGCAGCCCUCAGGCAACAUUCUGACAAUCAAGAGUGUUCAGAUGAAGCGUGUCAGCCUGCACGAGUGCUUGCUACCGGAGCACGAAGGAAUCCAGCUUCGCGUCACCGAGCAAAAGACUCUUUGCACUCGGGUUUCGCCGUCCGAUAAGCGUCUCUGGAAGGCUCUCGAGUACAGCUACGAAGUGAUGGUCCAACAAGGCUUCGUUCAUUAUGAAAUGUGUCUAGUUGACACGACCAUAAACUCUGCCCUCGAGGCCAAUCAGGCACUCGAGGUGGGUGAGCUUACUGACGCCGCUACCACCGGCAAAUCCCUGCUCAAAGACAAUCGCAUCCGACGUCUUCUCGAUACCACCGUCACUGUCCUGACUAAGAUUGACUUCGUUGGUAUGCACAAUUAUGGUACGAUGCGACGUCAACUCGAUGCCCGCAUUCGUCACGAGCAGUCUUUGCCACCAGGUAUGCAGUCACAGAUUCACCCUCUGAUACCAGCUUCUCGUGUGCCUGCGAGUGUUCUCCGUUCUGGCGGCAAUAGUAUCAUGGCACCUCCUGGCUCUGUGGUGGGAAGCGACAUUGCCAAGCCGAUCCACGGUACGAGGAUGAACACACGCGCGGAGGUCGUAGUUGACGAGCAGGGCAACUACUACCAGAAGGGGCUUGGUGGUGCAAUCGUUCCUGUUGCAGUGAGUGCCAUGGCCGCUUUGAGUGAAGCGCCACUUGGGCCGGAAGAUAGCGCUAGUCAAAAGGGCGCAGCAAGAAGAGCUGCAGGGACGCAACCUGUUGGAACAGGUGGGAUAGGGUCACCGGUGAAGAGCAUGUAUGCAGCGAAGGACAGUAAGCCACCGGGAUUCUGGUGA
Messenger RNA from Cyphellophora europaea CBS 101466, 3819 nucleotides. RefSeq lists its product as uncharacterized. NCBI's taxonomy places the organism in Eukaryota, Fungi, Ascomycota, Eurotiomycetes, Chaetothyriales, Cyphellophoraceae. The record is from RefSeq and is a predicted model, not a curated record. The transcript is spliced from 2 exons. The coding region runs from base 1 to 3819 and encodes 1272 amino acids.